This is a messenger RNA of Etheostoma spectabile (orangethroat darter), 2213 nucleotides long. It is a transcript of the gene egr1, whose product is annotated as early growth response 1. The coding region runs from base 510 to 2036 and encodes 508 amino acids. Lineage: Eukaryota; Metazoa; Chordata; Actinopteri; Perciformes; Percidae. Gene Ontology annotation, biological process: regulation of transcription by RNA polymerase II. The transcript has 2 exons. The record is from RefSeq and is a predicted model, not a curated record. Gene Ontology annotation, molecular function: RNA polymerase II cis-regulatory region sequence-specific DNA binding; DNA-binding transcription factor activity, RNA polymerase II-specific.
GGGGAAACCUUUCAGCUCAGAGAGCCCUGAGAGCCCACAAGAGCAACUGUUAGAGCAGAGCUAGAUAGACAAACACACAGAACUCCCUUCGAGUAAUAUCACAACAAAAGUACAAAGUCAAUUCAAAACAAAAUCCAUCCAAGAAGGUUAAAACCCGAUUGGAUAAGCCAUUUUAAUAUAUAGAUACAAAAUCAAGAUUGAUCUGUUGAUUCAUUUCGAUGGAUCUUAGGGAAUGAGUAUAAAGGACACUUUUGAUUUUUUUUCUGAAAAGACAAGUGGAUCUUUACUCAUCUCUGAGAGAAAAAAGGAAAACAACAGGACAACUGGAGAACAAGAAUCACGGAGCAAGACAGAAAACAACAUCUUCCUCGACACCAGCAGAAGUGUGCAGCACACCCUAAGCUGGGCUAAGUGAUUCCCUCCACCUGCGAGGCACCGCUCUGCCAGCGUGCGUCCAGCCUCCCUGCACUCAUCAACAGCCACCAGCGCAGCUCCAGCACCAGCAGAGGAUGGCUGCAGCCAAGACCGAGAUGAUCCUCCCAGCCCUGCAGAUCUCAGAGCCUCUGAGCUUCCCUCACUCCCCCAUGGAUAACUACCCGAAGCUGGAGGAGGUGAUGAUGCUCAGCUCUACAGGGACCCCCUUCCUCACCGCCUCAGCACCCGAAGGUGCAGGCUUUGGCUCCGGAGAGCCAGGAGAACAGUACGACCACCUUGCUGGAGAUACGUUACCUGAUAUCCCCUUCAACUGUGAGAAGUCAGUGGGAGAGCAGACCUACUCCACCCAGAGGCUGCCCCCCAUCUCUUACACAGGCCGCUUCACCCUGGAGCCUGCCACCACCUGCAGCAACAGCCUCUGGGCGGAGCCCAUCUUGGGCCUGUUCACUGGUCUGAUGGGCAAUAUUGCACCCAGUUCUUCCUCUGCUGCCUCACAGACCACCUCGUCCUCCUCUUCAUCCAUCCCGUCCGCCACUUCUUCCUCUUCUACCUCCUCAUCUCAGAGCCUCAGUUCCUCCAUUCACCACAGCGAGCCCAACCCCAUCUACUCAGCUGCCCCAACCUACUCCAGCCCCAACUCUGACAUCUUCCCGGACCAGGGCCAGGUUUUUUCCAGCUCGGCUGGAACAGUGCAGUACCCUCCCCCGGCCUACCCCAAUGGCAAGACCUGCAACACUAGCUUCCCUGUGCCCAUGAUUCCUGACUACCUCUUCCCUCAGCAGCAGGGAGAGAUCAGCCUGGUGCCCCCUGACCAAAAGCCCUUCCAGAGUCAGUCAAGCCAGCCCUCCCUCACUCCUCUGUCCACCAUCAAGGCCUUUGCCACCCAGACCGGUUCCCAGGACUUAAAGAGUGUUUACCAGUCCCAGCUGAUUAAGCCCAGCCGCAUGCGCAAGUACCCCACCCGGCCGAGCAAGACACCUCCUCACGAGAGGCCCUACGCUUGCCCUGUGGAGACCUGUGAUCGACGCUUCUCCCGGUCUGAUGAGCUGACACGUCACAUCCGCAUCCACACGGGCCAGAAACCCUUCCAGUGUCGCAUCUGCAUGCGCAACUUCAGCCGCAGCGACCACCUGACAACACACAUCCGCACUCACACUGGAGAGAAGCCCUUUGCUUGCGAGAUCUGCGGACGCAAGUUUGCCCGCAGUGAUGAGAGGAAGAGGCACACAAAGAUCCAUCUACGGCAGAAGGACAAGAAGGCAGAGAAGGCAGGCGCAGUGGUCGUGACAGCAGCGCCGGUAUCAGCAGCUUCGCCUGCCUCCAGCUACCCUUCUCCCAUCACCUCUUACCCCUCUCCAGUGUCUUCUUACCCUUCUCCCGUCACCUCCUGCUACUCCUCUCCCGUCCACACUUCCUAUCCAUCUCCUUCCAUCGCCACCACCUACCCAUCAGUGUCAAUGUCCAUGUCCAGCCCCUUUCAGUCCCAGAUGGCCUCCUCCUUCCCCUCCUCAGUCGCCUCCAACAUCUACAGCUCUCCCAUCCCCACCCCACUAUCAGACAUGCAGACCACUCUCUCCCCAAGGACAAUCGAGAUCUGCUAAGAAUGAGCAAAGACAAAAACUUUUUACAGUCUCUCUGCACCUCUCCUUUCUUAAGGUUGUUUGAGGGGAAAUAAAUCAGCAUCAAAAGACUUUGUUUCCCCUCCAAAAUGCACUUUUUUUGUCUGCUCCAUGUGCAGUGUUUGGUGAAUCUUGAGAUUUACCUGAAAGAGAGAAAAA